Messenger RNA from Aquila chrysaetos chrysaetos, 10302 nucleotides. RefSeq names its product Scm like with four mbt domains 2 (gene SFMBT2). Gene Ontology annotation, biological process: regulation of DNA-templated transcription. The record is from RefSeq and is a predicted model, not a curated record. Gene Ontology annotation, molecular function: transcription corepressor activity; histone binding. NCBI's taxonomy places the organism in Eukaryota, Metazoa, Chordata, Aves, Accipitriformes, Accipitridae. The transcript has 21 exons. Bases 198 to 2876 code for a protein of 892 amino acids. Gene Ontology annotation, cellular component: nucleus.
GUGCGGGCAGAGGGACGGGUCGGCUCCGCUCCGCUCCGCGCAGCGCCGCGCACCGCGGGGGUCUCGCCGCUGAGGCGCGGGAAAAAAAAAAAAAAAAGAAAAACACCUCCCCAAAAAAGCCAAACUUGCCCAGCUUGUCCUCUAGGCGCUCCGAGCUGCAGGAUGAAUUAGGAAGGCAAGGCCUCUUCCUCUGAACCAUGGAGACAAGGGCGUCUUUCAUCGCCACCAUGCAAGAGACCCAGCAUCUCUCCCCAGAGAAGGGUCAGAGCCCGGCCAACGGCAACAUGGAGCAGUUUGAUUCAGAUGAGGGCUCCAGCAUUGAGGACACAGACUUCAACUGGGACGAGUUCCUGGAGGAAACAGGAGCCAGUGCUGCUCCCCACACCUCCUUCAAACACGUUGAAAUCAGCCUUCAAAGCAGUUUCCAACCAGGGAUGAAAUUAGAAGUGGCCAACAAGAGCAAUCCGGACACGUACUGGGUGGCUACGAUCAUUACAACAUGUGGACAGCUCUUACUGCUUCGUUACUGUGGCUAUGGAGAUGACCGCAGGGCGGAUUUCUGGUGUGACGUGAUGACAGCAGAUCUUCACCCAGUUGGCUGGUGUACACAGAAUAACAAGGUCCUGAUGCCUCCAGAUGCAAUCAAAGAGAAAUACAUGGACUGGACAGAGUUUCUCAUACACGAUUUGACCGGCGCCCGGACUGCACCUGCAAAUUUACUGGAAGGCCCUCUGCGAGGAAAAAACCCUGUAGACCUCAUUACAGUUGAUUCCUUAAUAGAGCUGCAGGAUUCCCAGAAUCCCUUUCAGUACUGGAUAGUUAGUGUGGUUGAAAAUGUUGGAGGAAGAUUACGCCUUCGCUAUGUGGGAUUGGAGGAGACUGAAUCCUAUGACCAGUGGUUGUUUUACUUGGAUUGCAGACUUCGACCAGUCGGUUGGUGUCAAGAGAAUAAAUACAGAAUGGACCCACCUGCAGAUAUCUAUUCUCUGAAGAGUAUAUCUGAGUGGAAAUGCGCUCUGGAAAAAUCCCUUAAUGAUGCAGCAAAUUUUCCUCUUCCAAUGGAAGUGUUCAAGGACCAUGCUGAUUUGCGAAACCACUUCUUCACUGUGGGGAUGAAGCUGGAGGCGGUGAAUAUGAGGGAGCCGUUUCAUAUCUGUCCUGCAUCAGUGACCAAGGUUUUUAACAAUCAUUAUUUACAAGUGACCAUUGAUGACUUGAGACCUGAACCCAGCAAAAUCUCAAUGCUUUGCCAUGCGGAUUCCUUAGGGAUCUUGCCAAUACAGUGGUGCCUUAAAAACGGAGUCAAUCUCACACCUCCCAAGGGUUACUCUGGCCAGGACUUUGACUGGGCAGACUACCAGAAGCAGUGUGGAGCGGAGGCAGCGCCUCACCUGUGCUUUAGAAACACAUCCUUCAGCCGUGGCUUUACUAAGAACAUGAAGCUGGAGGCGGUGAACCCCAGGAACCCUGCAGAGAUAUGUGUCGCUUCUAUCACCUCAGUUAAAGGACGGUUAAUGUGGCUUCACCUUGAAGGUUUACAGAUGCCCUCUCCAGAGUACAUAGUUGAUGUAGAGUCUAUGGACAUUUUCCCCGUUGGCUGGUGUGAAGCGAAUGCUUAUAACCUAACUCCACCACACAAAGCUGUUUUGCGAAGGAAGAGAAGAAUUGCAGUUGUGCAACCAGAAAAGCAGUUACCAUCCACAGUGCCUGUUGAGAAAAUACCUCAUGACCUCUGCCCGGUUCCUCAGCCAGACACAACAGGCACCAUCAAUGGGAGAUACUGCUGCCCUCAGCUCUACAUCAACCACCGCUGCUUCUCAGGUCCAUAUUUAAACAAAGGCAGAAUAGCAGAGCUACCUCAGUCUGUCGGGCCUGGCAAGUGCGUGCUGGUCCUCAAAGAGGUUCUCAGCAUGGUGAUCAAUGCAGCUUACAAGCCAGGGAGUGUUUUACGAGAACUGCAGCUAGUGGAAGACCCUCAGUGGAAUUUCCAAGAAGAAACACUUAAAGCAAAAUACAGAGGGAAGACAUACAGGGCGACCGUUAAGAUUGUGCGGACAUCGGAUCAGGUAGCAGAUUUCUGCAGAAGAGUCUGUGCAAAGUUGGAAUGCUGCCCCAACUUGUUCAGUCCUGUUCUGGUGGCCGAAGUCUGCCCAGAGAACUGCUCCAUUCAUACUAAAACCAAGUACACUUAUUAUUACGGGAAGAGGAAAAAAAUCAUUAAGCCACCAAUUGGGGAAAAUAACAUGAAAAGUGGACAUGUCAAGCCAGCCAGACGCAGAAAGAGACGGAAAUCCAUCUUUGUGCAGAAGAAAAGGAGGUCAUCAGCUGUCGAUUCGAAUGCUGCAGGCUCUGCAGAGGAGAGCGAAGAUGACGAGCCGGACGCGAUGGAGGACGAGACGGGAAGCGAGGAAACCAGCUCAGAGCUGCGGGAUGACCAGACGGAUACCUCUUCUGCCGAGGUCCCCUCCGCCAGGCCCCGGCGAGCGGUCACCUUGCGGAGCAGCACCGAGUCGGACAGACCUCCUCCCACGGAGAGAGCCCGGCGGAGCCGGAGACCGCAGCCCCACUCCUACGGCGAGGCGGAGAAGUGCGCGCAAGUCAAGGAGGAAAUUAAGCAAGAAGAGGAAGAGAAGCUCAUCCUGGACAGUAAUCCGUUGGAGUGGACCGUGACUGAUGUCGUGAGGUUUAUUAAACUGACCGACUGUGCACCCCUUGCCAAAAUAUUUCAGGAGCAGGACAUCGAUGGCCAAGCCCUUCUGUUGCUGACACUGCCCACGGUGCAAGAAUGCAUGGAGCUGAAGCUUGGUCCAGCCAUCAAACUGUGUCACCAGAUUGAGCGAGUAAAAGUUGCUUUCUAUGCACAAUACGCCAACUGACUGCACUUCUCCAUUUCUUUCUGUUCUCCUUCUUGUUCCCUCUCUUUUUUAACAUUUCAACUUGUUCAAGGGUUUUUUUCCCCCUAUCCCUUUUCUUUUCCAAGAACACAUGGAAUUGGAAGCACUGGGAAUUAAUCUGUAGGCAAGGGAAAAAAAAAAAACCCACAACAGAAAACUAGCAACAAAUUGAACUAUUUUUUCUGUACUUGUAAAGCACACCGAAAGACUGCUGGCAUCUCUCCUCGUGAGCCUCGCCAACCCGUUACGCAGUGGUGCAAGGCCAGCACGGAUAUCAGAUGGUUUGUCAUUUGUUAAAACAAAGCUACCGAUGGCAGAUGCAUUCCCAAGGGGAAGGGUCGGACAUUUCCAGAUGAUGGUGGUUUGUCUAGGCCAAUUUCUGGACAUGAACAUUUCUUUUAGCCAACUCUGACACACUUCUUUCAUAUUGAAAUGUAAGUGAUCAUUUGUAGCAUUGUAGCUGGGGUUUACUGCAAAUUUGAUCUUAGUGAUCAAAGGGCUUUUUUUCUCCCACCUCUCCAGUCUUAGAAAAAGUGUUAUACCAGUCGUACGCUAUUUAUUACUCCUGAGUGAUUUAUGAAAAAGGACUCAACCCACGGUCUCUGUAUGGUAUCAGACAAAGCUGCAGUGAACUGACAGGGGUGCAGCAAGACCUAGUGUGCAGUAAUGCGUCCUGAGCUGUGCUGGCUGUGCACAAUAAGCUGAAUGUCUCUGUGAUGGGAUUCUGUACAGUACUGCAUUCUUGUACAGGAACAUGCACAAAAGCUUUCAUAGUCAAGCCUGUGCUCUUAAAUCCAAGUCACUUUAAAGACCUGACUUUGAGCCCCACAGGGUGAAAGGAAAAAAAGCUAUUCGGAUUUAAUGAUGAGACUGUUGAGUGAAUGCUGGUUUCAUUUGCACCUUCGUGAAUCUGGUUGCUAGGUGGGAAUAAAAAGCAUCAAUCUUUUCAGGCUGCGUACGCCACAGUGCUUUAGACCAGCUGAGGAUCCAGCCCAAUGUAGUCUAUAUAAAGCCCCCAGAUUGUCCCAGUGCCACCCUGGCUAGUGAAGCUGGGGGCUUGCUUCAUGCCAAGCAGGAUAAGCACCAGAGAGGGUGAAGAAAUGGGUCAGACACCUUGGGUUUGCCUCAGCUGUGUUUACAGGAGAAGUAUUUCCCGUUUACUUUGCAGGGAUAUAUGACCCCAUCAGUCCCACGUGUUGAGCCUGAAAUUGCUGUAACUCAGCAGAGGUUGGCGGCAUCACCGUGGUGUAAAAUUCUCUCAAAAGCAAGAACCAAACUGCAUCCAAGUCUGAACGUUGCUCUAACUUUAAGGUGCAAGUGAAUCCCUCCUUCAAAAAGUGAAUUGGAUGGUUUGUGCUGAGUUUUAGCCUGAUUUCAUAGGAAACCACUGACUUCGGCAGACCUUUGUUCUCUAACCAUAAACAGACCCCUGUUCCCUGGCCUCAGGGAACUCAGCUUGGAAAUUGUACACAGCUCUGUUAAAAUGCUGUGAUGCCAAAGCCCGCUCAGUGAAGACCCCUUCAAAAAGAAAUGUUAUUUCUAGCCCUAAACCUGAAGCCAGUGCUUAUGGCCAGAUAACGCCCACCUCAAGCACAUACCCUAUGGUGACAGCAAACUUCGAUCAGAUAAUCCUGCUGACCACCGUGUGCUCAGAAGAACCUACUGACUAACACCAGGCUAUAGCUGCUGCUUUCUGCAUCACCAGUUUCCUCCUUAAAUUCUUUGGAUUAAAGGGGGAAAGCCUCAGAAAUAAUAUUCUGGACUACAUCCGAAUCUGCCCUAGAGCACGUGUUAGGCAAGAAGUAUUGACUCCAUUUGCCAUGCAUCACUGGGGAAUCUCUAGACUGUCUUUCAGUGAGUUUCCUGAUUUGCCACUGAGGAAUGUGAUGGGUGCAACCGCUGCAGGCUGGGCCAGAUCCUGCCAACUCCCAAGACUUCAAAAAUUUUCUUACAUGGGAGAUCAGCAGGACUGGAUCUGUUCUCAGCUGUUGUCUUGUACUGAAGAUCUUGUUGUUCAAGUUCUAAUCAACUGAAGGGAAAAGUAGUCACCUCUGCAUCAAAUGGUUUUCAUUUGUUUCUCAGAAAUCUAGGAAUAGGGUUCUGUAGUGGUGCAGACAUUCAAAACCUGGGUUUUAGACUGGAUUUCUACUGACAGUAGCAGUGGACUGUGUCCAUGCAACUGGUUUGAUAACUACUUUGGAUCCCUCUUAGGGUCCCCUAAAAACGUUGCUCCGUGUUUCCUUUCUGAAGACUAAAGGAUUGUGCACAGCAAAGUGAGAGCACAGCUGAGAAAACCAGGGAAGGUGCUUCUCCCAGCUCCUCCUUGCUUCAGCCCAGUCCCUCCAGUGGCUGGUAUAACAUCUGUCAGCAGGAGAUAGCUCCCAAAAGACUGCUGUCAGGAGAACUGGCGUACGAGGACAUUUCAAGGAAGGGAAGCAGAAUGGCUGUUUGCUAAACAGCAUCCCAGCACUGAUCCUUUACUUACCACAUCCACCUUCUUUCGAGCAUCCUUCGCUGCUCUGGUGUUCUUGGAGUUUCUGGCCACCGGGAUUUGUCACAGACAUUUAACACUUCCUGGGACACGUUGCGAAAACGUCAUUGUUUUUUCCAUCAGCCUUGUAACUGUAGAUAUUCCUAUGGCAGCUAACUACUCGCGGAGGCACGGUCGGGGAGCAGACAGCCGCAGACUCUGAGAGCAGCCAGCUCUGAUGUUGGCCAAGCAGGGGAUGAGUGGAGCAUUGAGCCCAGCACGUGGGAGUCUUUACUGAUUGUUCAGGGAAGUUAAAUCGUAUUUAAAACUCACCUAUUAAACGGAAAAAAAGAGUUUUAAUUUUAUCCUGCGCCGGCUCUUUUAUUUCCUCAGGUUUCAUUCUCCUCACCAUUUGUCUUUCAAUUUAUUGUUCUUCAGUGUUGUGUCAUUUAUCACACUCUGUCCUUUCGGAGAAGAUUAUAACCUGAAAUCUUUAUUCUAAAAUUACCUUGGGUGGUAAAUGCUUUAUUAUUUCUUUUAGCCUGCAUUUUGGGAAGAAAUAGGGAAUUGGGCUACUGUUGUCUGUUGCACUGAUUGCCUUCCAGAAAAGCUGGAGCUGAACUUCUUAGACAAUUUCUUAGGCAAGUGGAAAUGGACGGUGCAUAGUUUAAGUGGACGGGAUGCUUGGAUUGUCACUUACAGCUUGAGCAGAGAUCAGAAGGAACUACUUACUCUUGCCUGGACUUCAUUUCAAUUCCGGAACAUUAGCAAGGCUUUGGAGUAAUGUACUUCAAAGGAGAUGUUGGAAACCCAAUCUUGCUAGGGUAAAAUAUCACUUUACUUUGCAAUAUAGAAGUAUAAGCCACUGGAAGGUUUGUUUUUUUUUUUUUUGGCCAGCCCCAGUUUUGAGUUAAAUUCAGAGCUGGUGCAACUUCACAGAUACACCGAUGACACUGGUGAGGCCACAUCUUCCCUCUCCACCUCCCCGUUUCUGAAUUUGGCAUCCAAGCCUGAAGUUUACUGUGUUACCAGCUACAAAAGGCCACCCCUAUAAAGUGCUGAACUCCUAAUUAAUUAUCCAAGACUAUUACCAAGGGCUGAGGAGCAACCCUGCUGUUGCUUUUGGGCUGUUGGAUACUGAACUUCAGCACAUUCACACAGACUGCUUUGCUCCCACAAGAAGGGUGUGCAGGCACUGGUUAUUGGCCUCUCCUCAGGCGUAGGACCAAGGAUGAGCAUUUCUGGAGCAAAAGUAGGGGGUUGCAGAGUGUGUGGUACCUGCCCAUCUUCAUCUGCUCUGCCUCCUUUUGAGCCUGCACUCGGUCAGGUUGAACAGAUCCAUGGGCAGGUCCCUGCUCCCUUCCCAACCCCCUCAGCACUUACCUUGACAGAAUCAGCCGAUUCCCAGUCUGCAGGCCCAAAGCACCAGUCUCUGACGUUGGAUUAAAGCAUCAGCUUAGGGGAACGUCCGUGAUUCCCUGGCUGGUUGUCCUGCCUUCAUCCUGCUGUCAUGGACCCUCCUCUCCCACCUUGAAGAAAAAUGCUCUCUUUGGUUUCAGAGCUCUUCCCUUUCCCGCUCAAAAACACAGCUCACGUCCACAUUCCCAUUUAUUUCUCAAUGCCAGGAUGACCAAACCCUGGCUUUUUCUACCUCUCAGGUGUGUGAUGGCCUCUCAGCUCUGACAAGGAUUUCAGCAGCUCCAGCUCCACCAUGUUAACCAUAUGCAAUAGCCCUUGAUAGUUUGGUCCUGCAGGGUGCAGAAAACCUCCUAGAAAUGCUGUGUGCCCUUAGUAACCGCUGAAAUCAGGGCAAAUGGUUACACACCCUGUCCUUAGUGAUGCAUCUAGCAGAUCCAUGUCCUAGCUGAGAUGGCCUGACCCACAGCGUCAGAGGUAUUUGAAUGUCUGCUAGGAUUUACAAAGUUUCCAGUUGAGCACCUAAAGCCCAUUAAUAUUUCGCUCUGGGUAAACAGCUAAGUUGCCUUAAACUGGAAAGUCACUAUUCCUUGGCUUUAACUUUCAACCUUUUGCAGUCCCCAAUCGUGUGGUGCGCAGGAAACACCAUCUCAGCUCUUUGAAGGCAAACCAGACAUUGUUGGGCUGCCAUAAUCAACAUUUGGUCACCUGAAAAGCCUGCCUUGGUCUUUUCAGGGCACAAAAUCGGAUUUGGCAGAGCUGCAGUGUCAUCUCAAUGUUUUAGAAGCUCAGUACCAUCAGGGCACUUCAGAUACUUUUUGAUUUUCUGGUGCAGUGUGUCUGGAAAAUGAUGAACGGAGACUGUUCCUUCCAUUUCCAAAUUCAAGUGCCAAAAGAGAAGAACAUGCUGCAACUGAACACCGUUAAAACCAGCUUUAUCACAUGUGGAUAAAUAUAGUCUCAAGGGCUCCAUUUUGGUGCUAAGAUAUGUCACGCUGUAUUUUCCAUUGCUUGGUAUUACAAAGCUGAUUCCCUGCUCCAGGAAAUAUUUUCCGUAAUCAGCAACAUCUUAAGCAUUAGGAUUUAUUUUUUUUUCUUGAGGCUGUAGAUUUUUUAACUGGGAUACACUGAACAAAUACACCCCCCCCCCCCCCCCCCCCCCCACCCCCCAAUCAUGUGAGUUUUGGAGAAGUUUUAUACAGUAUAUUUAUGGAAAAAGUCUUUCAAAAUGUGGGUGCAUGUAUAUUUUCCCUUCAGUAAUACUCUUCAUCACAUCAGCUGACCCAGAACUAAGGGAAUCUGUUACUCAGGAUUUGAUCGAGAAGUGACCGACGUUACGGGAAGGGCCCUCACAGAUGUGUGGGUUGUGGGACCAGGUCUUCACCAAAUUUUUUCACUUGGAAGUCAAAAAGUGUGCAGUUAAUUAACAUAAAAUUUAAACACCUCCUUCUCCUAGCAGGCAGAAAUCCAGCUGAAAUCUGCCAGACUUAACAAGAGAGUGCUUGUAUCCUUAGGUGCUCAUGAACUCCCAAUAAAGGAGCAGAAGCAUUUAAUAUUCUCAUUUAUUCUUUGGUACAAUACUCCAGCAAGAAGUGCAAAUUAUCUUAAUGGCUGCAUUUAGAAUAUGAGCCAGUCAUCAAAGAUGAGAGUUUUACAGCCCAGUAGUCCUUUAAAUGUCAGCUGUCCUGCAGAAGAGUGGUUUUGCGAUGGUUUGGUGCCAUGCUGUGGAAUUUUCUUGCAGAAGUCAUGUGAACUGCACAAAACCAACAUGGGUCAUAGUUUUAAAUACUCAUGGCCUUUCUCUUGUUUUAGUCUUUCAUGUUAAUUCUUACCUUGAAAAACAUCUCAUGUUCCUGAUUUAAAACUCCAACCUCUGUAAUGGCCCAUGGCACAGCAUACCAGCAAAAUACUUUUUUAUCUAUCAUCACACUAUAGAUGAGCAUGGGGGCGUUUUGUUGACAAGCAGUUAGGUCAAGUGAGACAAGGAGAUCUUGCUUCAACACCUUGUUGAAGGAGUCGUCUGUGGAGCCCAAAGGGCAGAUGUUCCCCACCGCUCACUCUGGAGGGACCGACGUUUCCAGUGAUGCUCUUGCUGGAUAGGUUGCAUAGCCCAAGUAGCCCAAUACAGCAGGUCAGUUGCCAUGUGGCUACCUACCCACAGAUAUUCCUGGUCUUGAUGACUGCCAAGGAUGUGGGAGAGGAGAGGGAGGGUGUCAGUGAAGGAGAGAGGCUGGAGUUCUGGGCUUGAGAUGUCUUUGUUGAGGGGGAGCUGUCACAACAGGGACGCACAGCUAUGAUCCAUGAGCAUCAUUCCCGAAGGUUUCUCUGAGUCUUUUUCACAGCAAAGAUGCUUUGAGCCCCAACAGGGUCAAGGUGAGAAGAAGGAAAGAAGCUGGCAAUACGCUCAGAGCUACAAUGCUGAAAGGUUCGUAUUUUGUUUUCCCUGUGGAGUUACAGAGAUUUGGCUCAGGUGGCUCUAGGCUCCUUGGCUGGAUAGUAGGGAAAAUCAGUCUUUCCUCCUUGUACCCAACUCCUGUACAGCUUCUCGGUUUGGGGGGCUGAAGAACCUCCUCUUGCACCUUUCAGACCUCCAUAGGAAAUGUCAGGGGCUAAAUCUUGAGCUUUCUCUCAUAGAAAAAGGUGACAAUGCCCUGAGUUCAGGUUGUGGGUCUACAAAACACUCUGCUCUGUGUUACGAUGUGACAGGACUAAAAUGAUCAUUCCCAAGUCAUCCCACCUGCUUGUUGCUGCUCCAGUCUCACUGGAGAUUAUGGACCUUAUAUCUGCUUAUAAAUGUAUGCAUUAAAUUUCCCAGUCCCUGUUCCACCAUACCUGGUCAGGAUGUGCUGACACACGCAGUUAUUCCAGCAGCUUUCACCUUCAGGGACCUGUAUGAUUGAUAGAAAAUCCUCACCUGGGGAAUGGUAUCGUGACACUUUCAUGUACACAGGCAGGGAUGUCGAGUACAGGCAGGCAUUUGCUGCAAUAUGGUCCAACAGAGGUGAAAGUCUAAAGUGGAGGCUUUGAAGGGAGUUGAGUCUUCUCAUGUACCAUGGUAGGACAAGGCAAGCACUUAAACCCUCCUGUCUCCUGCGGAACAACAGAAAUGAGCUCCGCAACCAGCAGUUAUGGUCCAUUCGUGGUGAUGCACGUUGGAAACCUUUGAAUUGUUUUGCAUUCCAGUUUGUACUGAAGAUUUGAUUCAAAGUUUGUGUAUACAAUCCCUUUGGUGUGUUACAAAUAUGUAUGUGUGUGUAUAUAUAUAUAUAUGUAUAUAUAUGUGUGUGUAUAUAUAUACAUAUAAAUUAACCAAUGCUGGUGUUUUUACUUUUUAAAGUUCACAGGGCAAAGGGCAUGUUGUUAGUUUGCUGUAAGAUUCUAUUCUGUAUAUAUGUUUUCAUGUAAAUAAGUGAAAAUCUAUAUUCAGAGUUAUAUUUUAAUUUUUAUUCAAAAUUAAAUAAAUCCCCUUUUUACUUGAAACAAUUGUAAGCCACGUUGUUAAUAAAGUGACAAUAAAUCAUA